AUGGACAACCUCCAGCUCAGGUCGCGAAUUGAUUCGGCCAAAACUCCCUGGUGCCCGAAUUUCAUUGAAAUGACUGUGCCUGGUCCGCUACUCUGUCGCAGCCGCCGUUCUCCAUUUCCUUCUUUGUCCGAGUCCGUGUCCGAGUCCGGAAAACUCAUCGGUCCGGAGAUCAGCAUCACAACCAUCAAGUUUGAGUUCCCCACAGAGCCCGAAGUUGAGAACCACGCAAAGGUGUUUAACGACCUGAAAAAGAUAUUCAGGACGCUGAGCCAAGAGGUUGUUGGAUUCAUCCAUCUUCGCGCCUGGGAAGCCAAGAUCGAACGACUGAAUCAAACUGGCGAGACCGUCGAAUCAACAAACGAGGUCCAAUAUUCUUUUGAAGAAGAGCGGCGCUCCGCGAUGAAUAUGGGUGCUCGAGGACCUUAA
This is a messenger RNA of Rhizoctonia solani, 426 nucleotides long. RefSeq lists its product as uncharacterized. Lineage: Eukaryota; Fungi; Basidiomycota; Agaricomycetes; Cantharellales; Ceratobasidiaceae. The record is from RefSeq and is a predicted model, not a curated record. The transcript has 4 exons. Bases 1 to 426 code for a protein of 141 amino acids.